CAGGUGGAUUUUCUAGUCCCUUUUUAACCUUCCUAGGCCAGAAGACACUUUUGGGAAUGUAUGUUUAAAAACCUCCCCUGGGUCCUACAGUUCGCCCACUCUCUCUAGGAGUUGCAAAGCUUCAAUUGCUGGUAGCCCCAGCAACGGUCUGACCAGAGAGUCUAUGACGAAGACAGGCUGGAUGGCACUUUUGUCUUUACUCUCCAGUUUACUCACCAACUGCCCUACCACUGGUAAUAUCUUAUUACUGGGCCCGUACAUUUUUUUAGUUUGUAGAGAGCAAAGGGCCAUCGCUACUAUAGCUAUACAGCCUAGUUGGUAUUGCUGUCACUGCUGCCCCUGUGUCUAGUUUAAAUGACACAACCUCCCCAUUGAGAUUAAUGUCUGAGUGCCAGCCAGCAUCGUUUUCCCUUACUGCUCCCUGAAAGAUGCUGUCCUGCCAUAGCUGCUGUUCCUCCUCUGAGACCUCAUGCAUUUGCUUUGAUCAACAGACAGCUGAAAAGUGUCCUCUCCUGUGACAUUUCCUGCAUUCCGCAUCCUUUGCUGGGAAAUCUAUCCAGCUGUGGAAAGGAGAUUUCCCACGUUUGCGACAAACACUUGAACUAGCUACUGGCGCUGUCUAUGGUGGUUUUCUACAAGUCUGUCUCUGUUCGGUGUUCCCCUGUUUUUUUUAGCUCGGUAUGAAAACACAUUUGUUUCCUCACUUUCUUCGCUCUGCAAGGAGCUGCUGCGGCGCAGCACGUCUGCUGUCUUUUUACUGACUCACUCUUCCUAAUCUGGUUUACAGCUUUGGACAAGGUAGGCUGGGAAACUAACUAACUUUUCAGAAAGUGAGAUAUUUCUUAUUCCCACCUCAAUCCAAUCUCGGAUCAGCAUUUCCCUGACAUCGCCAAACUGACAGUUUUCCGCUGGCUUGUGAACAGCUGUGAUAAAACUGUUGUUGUUUUCACCCUGCUCCUGCUUGCACACAUUAAACCUAGCUCUCUCAAAUAUAAUGAGGCCCCCAUUUUAUAAGCCAUAUAUAAUUAUUAUUUUGCGAGAAAAAAAAACUAAGUUAGACAGGCCCACUGGGCUAAAAUGGACCAGCACAUCUGGCAUUUGCCCAGAAUUCCAUUGCACCAUUUCUGGGAAUUAGAAUGCCAUAUAGCCAUGCAGGUAACACAUAACAGUAGCCCUUCUACAUUUGAUUUGCAUUGGGUUUUCAGAAGGCUACCUGCUUUGCAUGAAGCUGGGAGAACGCACAAACACAGGUUACAAAGAUAUCUUUAGUGGUUUUCUUCGUUUUUUUAAUCACAUAUAUUUGAUUUCUCAUGAAGCAUAUGUCAGUGGGUAAUUUACUGUAGCCGUCUCUUUAGUGCAGUCCAUGUCCAGUGCAAAUACAAUGAACUGGGUACCAAAUCAAAUGUACUGCAAAUUAUUGUUACAAAUGUGAACUUAAUAUGCAAACAGACAUGUACAUUCAAUCAAGCAAUUUAGAUGCACUGUAUUUCUGAACUACACUGUAGUAAGUCCACUGUAAUACAUUCGGCCUAAUGGUCAAUGUUUUUUAAUGUAGAGGGAGAUGUUGGAACUGAAGUUUUAGAAUCACCUGGGUGUGUUCACCUGGUCAGCAGAGAGGGAGGAGAGAAAUACACCUCUAUAAACUCCUCUCUUUCCCCUGUCUCCACAUCCAUCUCACCAAAUCUGGGGAGGUAAAGAAGACAGCUAACUGGUGGCAAUGAUACAGGAAAUACUUCUACUCCUGCUGCUGGCAGUCAGGGCCUCACCCGUGUUGAUGGCUGAGGUGUCAGUACUGGAGGGAAGCUCUGUGACCCUUCUCUGCGGAUACUCUGUGAAGGAUCACGGGUAUGACACACGCUGGGGCAGAAACUGUUAUGACAAAUUCUGGGGUGAAUGUGGAUGUUCUAAACCCAGAGUGAUCAAGAAAGCUGCCAUCUCACCUAAUGACCCCAAAAAAUACAGCCUCAGCGGGGAAAAACUCACCAUUUCCAACCUUCAGUUGAAGGACAGGGGGAGUUACUGCUGUUGUGUAGAUAUCACAAGUGUAUUUUCCCAAGACUGUACAGAAUAUUACAAUCUAAAGGUAGUAAAAGGUUGUGAGAGGAACCUAAUGAAAGGAGUGGAUUUUGGGAUAAAUAAUAUGUUUCAAUCGCCGCCAUUCGUAACUAAUGCAAGUCAGUGCAGGCAGAAAUGCACCGAACAUUACAAUUGCCAGUACUUCACAUUUGUUUGGAAAGAAGCAGGAAUAAAUAACCAAAAUAACAGACACUUAUGUUUUCUGAUGGCCUCAACUGAUGAUAUGCCUGUCACAAUACAAUACCUUGAACAUGCAACCUCAGGCUACUCCCUGAAAAACUGCAGUGGUAUCAUCACCUACUCAGCCAAAAAGUACAGCCUGGUCCUUGAGGAGAAAAACUGGACCGAAGCACAAGAGUACUGCAGACAACACUACACAAACCUGUCCAUCAUACACACAGAAGAGGAUUGGAAGGCAAUUCAAUCUUCUUUGGGUAAUUUCAUCGGUGAUGUGUGGAUUGGGCUCCAUAGGUCUGGUCCAACUGAAAAGUGGAAGUGGUCUGAUGGAGAGGACUUCAUGUUCUUUAACUGGGAAAAGGGUUUUGGUGUCCACACCGUGGGUCAUGACUGUGUCUUGUCUAUUUCAUCUCACUGGCAACCAGUCUCUUGUGCAACUCAAAGACAGUAUAUGUGUCAACGAGAAGUUCAUCAUGGUAAUGGAACAACAGAGAAGGUGUAUGAUCUGAUGCCAGGGACAAAGACGCAGCAGGAUGCUCUGAAAGACUGCAGGAGCAAAAGCAGAGAUCUGGCGAGUAUCCUGAACCAGAAAGAACAGGAAGCCUUUGAUGAGGUGACUGAAGGGGAAACCUGGAUUGGACUUGAGCACAACAACAGCAACACACUAUGGGAAUGGUCAAAUGGAGAACCAUUUCAGCAAUGGGAAAACACCAGGGUAGAUGGAAACUGUGUACAGCUGAACAGAAAAUGGAGACCAAAAGAUUGCUCUCGUCAAAGUGCUUUCCUUUGCUAUGGAGAUGAACAUCCACUUAACAACACUGGGGAUUUAAACACUCCUGUUACACCUGAAACCACCAGCCCUACUUCAACUGGACCUCCGUCUACAGAAAUGUUUACCACAACACCUACCACCUCACCAACUACCACUACUAAUGGACAGUCCACCACCUCACCAAAUACCACUACUAAUGGACAGUCCACCACCUCACCAACUACCACUACUAAUGGACAGUCCACCACCUCACCAAAUACCACUACUAAUGGACAGUCCACCACCUCACCAAAUACCACUAGUAAGGGACAGUCCACCACCUCACCAACUACCACUAGUAAGGGACAGUCCACCACCUCACCAACUACCACUAGUAAGGGACAGUCCACCACCUCACCAACUACCACUACUAAUGGACAGUCCACCACCUCACCAACUACCACUAGUAAGGGACAGUCCACCACCUCACCAACUACCACUAGUAAGGGACAGUCCACCACCUCACCAACUACCACUACUAAUGGACAGUCCACCACCUCACCAACUACCACUAGUAAGGGACAGUCCACCACCUCACCAACUACCACUAGUAAGGGACAGUCCACCACCUCACCAACUACCACUAGUAAGGGACAGUCCACCACCUCACCAACUACCACUACUAAUGGACAGUCCACCACCUCACCAACUACCACUACUAAUGGACAGUCCACCACCUCACCAAAUACCACUACUAAUGGACAGUCCACCACCUCACCAACUACCACUAGUAAGGGACAGUCCACCACCUCACCAACUACCACUAGUAAGGGACAGUCCACCACCUCACCAACUACCACUACUAAUGGACAGUCCACCACCUCACCAACUACCACUAGUAAGGGACAGUCCACCACCUCACCAACUACCACUAGUAAGGGACAGUCCACCACCUCACCAAAUACCACUACUAAUGGACAGUCCACCACCUCACCAACUACCACUAGUAAGGGACAGUCCACCACCUCACCAACUACCACUAGUAAGGGACAGUCCACCACCUCACCAACUACCACUAGUAAGGGACAGUCCACCACCUCACCAACUACCACUAGUAAGGGACAGUCCACCACCUCACCAACUACCACUAGUAAGGGACAGUCCACCACCUCACCAACUACCACUAGUAAGGGACAGUCCACCACCUCACCAACUACCACUAGUAAGGGACAGUCCACCACCUCACCAACUACCACUAGUAAGGGACAGUCCACCACCUCACCAACUACCACUAGUAAGGGACAGUCCACCACCUCACCAAAUACCACUACUAAUGGACAGUCCACCACCUCACCAACUACCACUAGUAAGGGACAGUCCACCACCUCACCAACUACCACUAGUAAGGGACAGUCCACCACCUCACCAACUACCACUACUAAUGGACAGUCCACCACCUCACCAACUACCACUAGUAAGGGACAGUCCACCACCUCACCAACUAUCACUAUUAAUGGACAGUCCACCACCUCACCAACUACCACUACUGACAGACAAUCCACCACACUACCAACCUCAACUUCCAGUGGACAACUGACCUCAUCAGGUUUCACCUCCCCAAACAGUCAGCCAACAUCCUCCCCCAGUAGUACAACUUCUCCACUCCAUCCUAAUUACCUGCACUUCUUCAAUGAGUCCAAGAGCUGGAUCAAUUCCCUGAAGUUCUGUAAAAGUCGUGGCUCCAAGUCUAACCUGGUGCAAAUCACCAACCAGACUGUGCAUGCUGACGUGACCCAGCUCCUGGCCAACGUGGAGCUGCAAUGUGGGGAAGUGUGGAUUGGUCUGGAGAGGUCCAUCUUUGAGUGGAACGCCCCCUGGCUGUGGACCGGUAGUGAUGUUGAUAAGGUGGUGAAGUACAGUGAGUGGCACAGCUGCUUCCCCCUCAACCCCAUCAAUUACCACUGUGGUAAGAUGGUCCGGGUUGGUAACGGAGAACUGAAGUGGCUGGAUGCUUCCUGUCAUCAGGAAUUACCCUUCAUCUGUCAAGGUGUGUUGCUCAACUUUUAAGCUCCUAUUUUGGGGCUUGUUCAGAGGGUUGGAACACUCAGAAUGUUGCAGAUAGACCAAUGUUACAUAGAACUGUCAUGGUUUACUGCGGAAUAGAGAUUUACUGCCUUGACUCUCAUGUCAGCUCUAUGGAAUGUUUUACUUUAUGCAAUGCUUUGAUUAUACCUCCCUAUUGAAUAAGGCUCAACCUACAUCCCAGAAACCCCCUCUCUACAGUCGGCUACUAUCUGAAUUGCUCUUUUCUGCCUUUUACUGUAGCCAAUAGUAUACUGUAGUUUAAUAGUCUUGAAUAAGCAAAAACAAAAUAGCAAGGUCUAGUCAUUAAAGAUACAUCAAUGUCCUCUUAUCCUGUAUGUGAUGUUUGAACAGAUCUCCACUAGAGGGCUCUACAUGGCAGACUGGACAGUCUGCAGACACUCAGGGUCUGGAAAGGGCCUGCAUUUCAAUUCAUUGUAUUAUUAAACCACUAUUACUAUGAUUAGAAUUAUUAUAAUUAUUAUUACUAUUUUUACUUAUCAUUUUUACUAUUACAUUAUAUUACUUAAUGAUACUGUAUGUUUACUCAUAACCAUGGCUAUGACUGUUAUUAAGUGUACUAAUUUGAUUGUUUAAAAGUAGAGUAGAUAAAAGUAAAGAAAAUAUUAUUAAAAUUAAAAUGUAGUAUUUAGCUUGUGUGUGAUCACUGUAUCCUAUUGUUGGAGACAGCUACAUAGUUAUAAUGACAAUAUUGGUAUUUUUUCAUGUAUGCAUUUCAUGCUAUAACUGUGACUUCUGUGAAAUUGACACGGCUGCACUGAUGGCCAUAUUGAUGCAACAAGGUGCCAUAAACUCAAAUCAACUGAACCAUUGAGCUUUGCAAAAACAUGCAUUGGAGACAUAAUCCCAUUUUCAUAAAAAUACAAAUAAAUGAUAAGGUUUACAUAG
This is a messenger RNA of Oncorhynchus gorbuscha (pink salmon), 5995 nucleotides long. Its product is annotated as cell wall protein DAN4-like. Gene Ontology annotation, molecular function: protein binding. Gene Ontology annotation, cellular component: extracellular region. The transcript is spliced from 9 exons. Gene Ontology annotation, biological process: proteolysis. The record is from RefSeq and is a predicted model, not a curated record. Lineage: Eukaryota; Metazoa; Chordata; Actinopteri; Salmoniformes; Salmonidae. Bases 1718 to 5071 code for a protein of 1117 amino acids.